AUGCACACCGAAGAAAUCCUGACGAGCUGGCUGAACCACUUUCCAUGGAGUUCCAGAGAAUGCAUGAGGAAAUUCGCAGAUCCUGAAAGGGAAGAGUAUGACAUGGUUCAGUUUACGGAUGAGGAGUCAUAUGGGAGGUUUCUGGAUAUGCAUGAGAUACACGCUUUAUAUCUAAAUUUGAAAAAUGUUAAGAAACUUGAUUACAUCACAUAUCUCGCCCAGUUCGAUAAGUUCACAGAAAUUCCAAGGAAUACGACGAAGAAAACUGGAGCUUAUAAAGGAAUAUUUGAACACCCUCAGGAAUACCUCGUUUACUUUAUGGAACGCACCCGACCUCUUCACAAUCUCAAGGAGGACUUUGCCAAGAGUGACGCCGAGGUCGAUCGCAUGCUCGCAGAGGGAACGUUGCCGGGAUGGCCAAAACAAAAUGCACCCAAAGAGGUUCCUAUUUCCAAGCUUGAUGUGGCUGCUAUCGACGUAUCUGCCUAUAGCAGUCCAUUGGAAUUGGAAAGUUUAGGCCUUGACAGACUGAAAGCCGCUUUGAUGGCUUUGGGCUUGAAAUGUGGAGGAACACUCAAAGAGCGUGCUGAGCGUCUAUAUGCAUCGAAAGGAUUGAGAGCUGGUGAUUUAGGGAGAGACGCUUUGGCGAAGAAGACAGAUGAAGCCAAGGAGCAGGCACGGACAGCGGCAUUGGCGAAGACUCGAAGGUCACAUCAAGUGGUUGGUUCUUUGGACUCAUUUCGAAUUAAUUUGUAG
Cooperia oncophora is the source of this 756-nucleotide messenger RNA. The record is from the annotation of a GenBank genome assembly. NCBI's taxonomy places the organism in Eukaryota, Metazoa, Nematoda, Chromadorea, Rhabditida, Trichostrongylidae.